Messenger RNA from Prunus armeniaca (apricot), 1056 nucleotides. The record is from the annotation of a GenBank genome assembly. NCBI's taxonomy places the organism in Eukaryota, Viridiplantae, Streptophyta, Magnoliopsida, Rosales, Rosaceae.
AUGUUGGUUGGCGAUGACAUUGGCGAGAGCACGGAGGGGACAAAGGUUGAGGUUACUGUCGGGGACAUUGAUUUGGAUCAACCUAGAGCUGUGUUAUCUCAGUUGAACGUUUGGUUGAAUGAUGAAGGUCAAGGUGUGGAACGAGGGGUCCAAUUACGGAAGAGGAAGAGGAUUAUUCCUAUGUGGAAGAUCGUUGAAGCUAGUGAAGUGGUUAAAAAAAAUUUGCCAAAGACAACCGGACUUCGGACGUUAGACCCAAUGAAGGCGAUUCCGCAUGAUGAUAUGGUGAAAUUGCUGAAACUUUGUUCGGAAUGGCGCCAUAACCCAAAUUUGGUGAUGCAAUUUGGCAACGUGGAAGCUGAGAUUGAAUUCUUCGCUUCCCUCGUCAAAGCUGACGGCUGGCUGAAAGGAGAUUUAAAUAAUGAGAUUGACAAGGAAAACAUGUGCAACACAUUGAUUUGGGCUUGUAUCUCAUCCGGAAGCGACAACAACAGUUGGAGGAAAAUCACAUCCAUACUUGCUUUGCGGAUAAUAAAAGGAAAAAAGAGCAAGUUGGGUGGAAAAUUAGAACCCAGUUUAGUGAACGUUGUAAAUGGCAAGGUUCCGGCUUGUGGAUUGGAUUGGCAGAACACGUAUAAGGUGUAUGUACCUUGUAUGUUGCAAAAAUAUAAGCAUUGGGUGGCUCUAGAGAUUGAUCUGAUUCAGUGUGAAAUCAAAGUCUACGAUUCAAUGGUUUCACUCAUUCCAGAUCAGAGCUUAAAGGAAGAACUCGGCCCCCUGUCAAUUACGAUUCCAAAUCUUCUGCACACCCUCGACUUUUAUGAAGAAGGUGUUUACGCGAACGAGUGCACCCGAGAUUGGUGGUGUCCAUGGCCAAUACAUCGUGUGGAUGUUCCACAACAGGCUAAUCAAGGCGAUUGUGGUAUGUUCGUGUUGAAGUACAUUGAGCUGUUGAGUGCUGAGAUUUCCUUAGCUACUUGCACCUCGCAGAACAUGCCAUUUUUUCGGUUGAAGUUGGCUGCAGAAAUUGCACGGGGAGAUGCUUACAUGCCAUGA